CGAAGUACCUUCUUCAUUCAAAGAACAAACAAACCCAAACUCUGAAACAAGAAAAAAGCCGCCACAAGACCCCGUCACCGCGGGGACGCUGUUCGUCCCGUCCCCGCGCCGUUCGCCUUGUCCCCGCGUAGUUCGUCCCGUCCUCGCGUCGUUCGUCCCGUCUCCUCCGCCACCUCAAUCAACGCUGCCUCCGCCGCCUCAAUCGACGUUGCCUCCGCCGCUUCUCCUCCUCCUCUGUCGCGUCGUUCGUCCCCGUGCCGUUCGUCCCCGUGCCGUUCGUCCCCGCAUUGUUCACUUCCUCCUCCGCCACCUCAAUGAACGCUGCCUCCGCCGCUUCUCCUCCUCCUCUGUCGCGUCGUUCGUCCCCGCGUUGUUCGCUUCCUCCUCCGCCACCUCAAUCGAUGCUUCCUCUGCCGCUUCUCCUCCUCCUCUAUUGCGUCUUUCGUCCCCCCUCCGUUCAUCAUGCAUCGUUCUUCCUCCGUCAUCGCCGACUAUGCGGUCUGCCUCUCCAAGUUCCGCCACCAGAUUUGGGGUUGGCAGUGGUGUGGUUUAG
Molecule: messenger RNA, 553 nt
Organism: Vigna umbellata (rice bean)
Lineage: Eukaryota; Viridiplantae; Streptophyta; Magnoliopsida; Fabales; Fabaceae
Source: RefSeq, a predicted model, not a curated record